CAAAGCACAACACUUGCUGCGUCUGGCUGUCGUUAGUAUGUUUGUAAGGCUAGAAACAAAUGUCAGCGACUGGUAGCUAAUCCGUAGGCUAUGUUUCGGCCGUCUAGGGAUGCCUAAAACACGUUGACUCACCGGCAGAAAAGAGAUGUCGUGGUUCUACCAUGUCAGUCAGGGAUCAAAUGAACAACAACCGCAGCUUAGCGACACGUUUACCCCUGCCGUUGCCAGUCCCUUUUCCAGCCUAGCUGGUUCGACACAGGAAACCCUUGGCAACGCAAGACUAGAGUGGCCCUCCAGCUACUCGCCUCCCGGCCUGCUUACUCUGCCCUCGCCACCACAAUGUUCUGCUCCACCGACCCUUGAGUCCCUCUCGUGUGCAUCCCAUAAUGCAGUGCCAGGUGGGGGUUCUCUGCCUGUGUCAUACGUCACACUUCAAGAGUACCGGUGCGUAAUGAGCUGGUUCUUGGGGUGGACCAGCCCACAGAGAGAACGCUUUCUGCAGGACCUUCUGGGCAAAGCAGUACCUGGGAAAGUGUGCACUCUUCUAGAUUCACUCAAUACUCUACAGGUUAGAGACAGACCUCCGAACAUCUUUGAGUGCCAGCUGCGUCUCUGGACCCAGUGGUUCGAGUCAUGGAGUGAGGAAGAGAGGAACCACUUCCUGCUCGUCCUGGUAGAGCAUGACCCGGCCUUUGUAGCACGGUUCUACCAGAGUGUGGCCGGUACCGCCGGGAGAGAGUGAUGGCUUAUGGGAGUCGAGCCAUGACAUCGGUGCUUCGAUUGAAGUAUGUGCGAUGGGUAAAGGAUUUGAAGGUGAUUGUGACUUUUAUAUCAAGUAAAAGCAGGUCUGAAUACCAAAUGUCUCUCUUCCUCCUCUCCCUCUCUGUCUCUCUCUCUGAACCCUACUCUGACAGUGAUGGUAGGCGAUCUAUUGUUGAAUACAACUUGGAUAGUAGGAUCAUUGUGUUAACCUGCAUCACCUGCAAUAGAAACCAAUGAAGUGUUUGGAAGCAGAAUACCUACAGCAUUAAAACAAACAAAAAACAAAAACAGUUGAAUAAGGGCUAUUGUUUAUCUGUUGCUAAAUGCGUUUCCCAGGGCCUUGGCCCUACAGUGUGCAGUUUAUAAAGGUCGGAAAUGAGUUAUAGCAUGGGGAUUGGAACUUUGGUAUGGACUAUUAUUAUGAAAUCCUGACACCUCAAGGCACUGUGCUCCUGGUUUGUACCCAAUCAUGUAAGCUUCUGGAGGGAAUAGAAAUACAAGACACACGGGUAAAUCGAAAAGUAUUUUAAGCUUCUGAUAAUGUAAUCUGAUAAUUUCAACUUUCUUAUUAUUGUGAUCUUUUUUUUACCAUAACAAGAAAUAAAUGCAGUAGACUACACUAUUGCCUCUGUUUCAUCUCACUUGUUCAUUAUUUUUUUAAAUCAGACGAUAAAUGUAUUACGAUCAAAUCUAAAUGAAUCCCAAACAGUAGUUUGAUCAGUCACAUCAUUCAUUUGUUUAACAUUUACAUAUUAUUACAAUUAACUUUUGCGUUGGCUGACAUAUACAUUUUACUGCACGCAUCUCUGUGUUUUGUCUUUUUAACAUGCAUACACAUCUGAAGAGGAUUCACCAGUGCAGACCCAGUUUGAUAAUCAUGUCAACGCAGAUUAAGUGGCCUUCAGUCCGUUUACUUGAGUUAAAGAAAUUAAUAGAAACACCUUCCUAAAGAAUGAAUUUGCCUAUGCUAAUGUUAAGUAUAUUAAUCUGAUGUUAUGCCCCAUGCCUUAACUGAAUUAAAACAUUGAAUGGUGGUAUCCUUAUAUUUAUUCAAUAAAUGUAACUGGUUUGAGGAAAGUCGGCUCUCAAUGUACAAUUCUGAAAAUACUUGCACAAAGCGGUACCCUCAUACUGCAUCAAACCCCACAGAAAAGUAGAGCAAAGGUCACUCUUGUGUUGGAACCUUCGAUGCGUUCUACCCCUCAUUCCAUGGAUGUUGUUUCUCCAAGAGUUGCACACAAUCUGUUUUACUGCGCCAUCUUGUGUAGGCAAGUAUAUAUUGAUCCAACUAUUGUUCCGCGAUAUACAACACAAUAACUGUAAAGGUAACGAACGCGUCCUUGCCUAUAAGCCACAUUGGCUUAUAUGCUUAGUGAUACAGCACUCGUAGCCUAUGUCCUUACAACUCACAAGUGAUCGUUGCUCGUGAUUUAAGGUUAG
Molecule: messenger RNA, 2202 nt
Organism: Gadus chalcogrammus (walleye pollock)
Lineage: Eukaryota; Metazoa; Chordata; Actinopteri; Gadiformes; Gadidae
Gene: c8h14orf119
Product: chromosome 8 C14orf119 homolog
Exons: 3
Coding region: 146-742 (198 amino acids)
Source: RefSeq, a predicted model, not a curated record